This is a messenger RNA of Prorocentrum cordatum, 845 nucleotides long. NCBI's taxonomy places the organism in Eukaryota, Dinophyceae, Prorocentrales, Prorocentraceae. The record is from the annotation of a GenBank genome assembly.
CGGCAGGUCCUCGACGUGCUGCCCCUGCGGUCCCUGCGGGGCGCCUCCAGGCAGGGCUUACCGAUCAUGCUGACCGCCCCGCGCCUCAUGGACUUUGAGGCCUUUGCGGCGGUGAGGAAGCCCCGCCUGGACGGCUUCCUGAAGGCGCACCUGGAGCAGCGCGCGGUGGUCCUGCACAACCUGAGCCUGCAGCAGCGCCGGAUGGUCAAGUUCGUGGAGCUGCGCGACCUGAGCCAGACGUCUCCUGCGCUGCUGCUCAGAAGCGGGCGCCCGGUUUUCAAGAGGCUCAAGACCUUCUUCUCGAUCCUGCAGGACUGCUACCCCGAGCUCGUGCACCAGGUGCUCUUCUUCAACGCCCCGGCGGGCGCCGCCAGGCUGGUGGCGAUGCUCUCGUCGAUAUUGAACGCCCGCAUGAUGGCCAAGAUCCGCCUGCUGCCCGUUGCCCAGGCCUACACAGAGAUGACGUGGCGGUUGAACGCCAUGGCCAUCUCGUCCUGGAUGGAGCAGGUGUCGAAGGCCGUUGAUCUGAACACGAUGCGCUUGGCCAGGGGCACAGAGGAGUACGCGGCGCGUUGGCUGGCCAAAGGCCAGACGCUGAGAUGGACCGUAACUGUGCGUGAGAAGGACGUCAGGUUCCAGUACGUGUUUAUCGAGGAGAACUGCGGCGCGCGCGAGCUGGAGCCGCUGCGCAUGGAGGAGACCGCCGUGGUGGCCGGCGCACCCCUGCGCGGCAGCCUGGUCGCCCCGGGCGGCGGCGUCUUCUGGGCCCGCGUCAGCAACGCGUUCUCCUGGCUGGAGUCCAAGCAGUGCGCCCUGCUGCUGGAGUGAGGCCCCGCGCCGCAGGC